This is a messenger RNA of Paecilomyces variotii, 666 nucleotides long. RefSeq lists its product as hypothetical. NCBI's taxonomy places the organism in Eukaryota, Fungi, Ascomycota, Eurotiomycetes, Eurotiales, Thermoascaceae. The record is from RefSeq and is a predicted model, not a curated record. Bases 127 to 576 code for a protein of 149 amino acids. The transcript has 2 exons.
CAGAUGUGAACGGGGAGAAGAUAGAACAUCCUCGCCCCGAGGUAAUCUAUUCUAACUUAAAUUAGAUUUGUCCUAACAUGUCUUUAGGCUUACGUCUGGGCGGUGGAUCUAUACGACGAGGAUGCAAUGGAUAACGAUUUGCUCUCUGCACUCCGUGCUAACCGAGUCGAUUCGUUUAAGGCCAAUACUAGGGGGCGCACGAUGGCAAUCCUGAUUAGAUGGUGGAGCAACGAGCUUUCUGAACAGGAAAGACAGCGCUACUCGAAGCCCAUUGCAGGGGUAAUUAUUGGGGCAUUAUUCCUCAUCAAUAUCUUGGUGAGGGGGGAUUUCUUUAGUCAGGCCGGCACCAAUGCGAAGGACCAAGAUCUUAUCCGCGAUAAGGAAGAGUGGAAUAAUUGUUUAAGAGCUCUCCGCGAAGCAGCGGACAUCAUUUCUAAGUGGGACUGGGAAACAAAGGUCGACGAUAUCAAUGAGUUUUUUGGGCAGUAUUUAUACCUUCAGCUUAGAUGCGCAGAUCCGGCGCGAUCUGGAGCAGUGGCAGGCAACGCACACAGAAAAUCCAGGCUUAUCGACUAAGCUGCCAGGCGAGAAAGAGCCCAACAGUGCAGAAAAGCAAAAAAAAAAAAAAAACAAUACAAAAACCUGCAAGAAUUGCAGAAGACGACC